GGCGGCCUAGCUCUGGAGGCUGUUGCUGACGCGCAGAAGGCCGCCUGGCGGGGUCGGGCGGGUAGUGCGGGGCGCUGGAUCGACGAGGGGCUGUGGUCGCUCAGCCGGCACCCCAACUACUGCGGGGAGAUGAUGCUGUGGUGCGGCAUCUACCUGCUGUGCGCCCCCGGCCUGCCCUCCACCUCCCUCCGCCUCGCCGCCGCCGCCAGCCCGCUCACCGUCUUCCUGCUGCUGCGCUUCCUCAGCGGCGUGCCCCCCCUGGAGGCGGCGGCGGAGGCGCGCUGGGGCGGCCUGCAGGAGUACCGCGAAUACAAGGAGCGCACGCGCCUGCUGCUGCCGCUGCCCGGGUGGGGCGGCGGGCAGCAGGCGCACAGGAGCUAGGGGGCGGGGAGGGUGGGUGGGUUUUAUGGUUGUUUGCUGUGGAGAGCGGAUAGGCGGGGGAGCGGACUGCUGGUACCGGUAGGAGCGUGUUGGAAGGAUCGAUACAGGGAGACGGGUGUGCGGUGUUGGUGACCGAUGGUUAAACUGCACAACCACUCGCAGCUCCAAUAUGUGAACCGGUGAUAUGCGCGUAGAGGUGAUGCGCUUUAUAACGUGUCAUGAACUUAGGAUCCAAUGAGCGAAUGUGCCGUAGGCUGCCGUAUCACGUUGCUAUGCUGCCGUAUCACGGCUAUGUGCGGCUGGUCAGUCGUACCUUGUGCGGAAUUGAGUUGCUGCUGAGAGCGAGUCCAGGUGGGCGUAGGUUGUUUUAACAUAGGUCCUAAAAAGCCUCUCGAGGUGUCGUGAGGUGCUACAGAUGUGGAGGCGAUGCGGGUGAGUGAUUGAGACGGGAAUGGGAGGGAGUGGGGAGGUGGCCGCUGGGAGGGAGUGAGGGCUAGUCCGGAGUGCGUGUCAUACGGCACCUCAGUCGCGCAGGUGCCAGUUGGAGACAUGGCUCCCUUGCUGCCGCGGGUUGGCGAGGUUGGGGCACAGCUGCUUGCCGGCAGGCUAGACGGCCCUUGGGGGCUUUGUCCGUAGUCAGUGCAGCUGCAACUUUGUUUAAUGGGCCUUAUGCGGUUUGUACCUGCGGUUUGUUGGCAGGUACAACUGUAGCUUGCCACGGUGUGGGAGCGAUGUUGGAGGGAGCACAACGGUCGACAUGGGAAUGCGUUCUGCGCUCCUUGGAUUAGUACAAGUGUGCUUCGCAACAGUGCACGUCACCCUAAGAAGCCUGCAAUGACGACGGGUUGGAUGUCGAUUUGUAAACCUUAAGCAAUUG
This is a messenger RNA of Astrephomene gubernaculifera, 1258 nucleotides long. The record is from the annotation of a GenBank genome assembly. NCBI's taxonomy places the organism in Eukaryota, Viridiplantae, Chlorophyta, Chlorophyceae, Chlamydomonadales, Astrephomenaceae.